GUAGAUGUUCAAUCUGCAGAGCGAUCACGCAUAGCAGAGCAUCUCUCUCUUCCUCUUCUGUCUUUACUGUUUUGCGACGUGUCUGUAAUCCUGCUGUGCUGUGCUGUCAGGCUGCCUCUUUAUCCUGUAAACUCUCCGUCUUUUGAGGUUAGCCUCAGCUCCCGGCCCUUGUUUUAGUGGUCUUGUUCUUUUUACCACACGCAUUCCAUCAUGGCUGCCGUGAUAUCUCAACCAAGCACAGUUCACCUAAGAAUGAACCUCAUAUCCCAGUGUUUUGACACUCUUAGAGAAAAGGGACAUUUUGUUCACGAGGGCAGCUCCCGCACGAACUACGAGGCAUUCUGGGAACAGCUCAACAAUGGAUUCUCCCUCACCGCCACCAAACCAUACAAGCCAGGCAAUUCAAGCGUUGAGGCAUUUUACCGUGGAACGAUGUCCAGGAGUGAUUUUGUCGCUGACGUUGAAGAGCACAUAAUAAAGAGAGCUCAGGAUAAACUGGAUGCUAAUCUUGAUCCACUUCUCACAAUAUCGUGGGACGUCUAUAGCUCUAAGCCUGAUCGUAAGAUACUCUGUGAGACAGUCCAGAGACUCCUCGGUCGACAGCUCUGGGCCAUGUUCAAUAAACUGGACACAGAGGGUUAUGGGCAAGUACACAUCAAUGACAUCACGGAGCUGGUCAUGAAGAUAUUCUUAGCCAACGGUCAGCCUCAGUCUCCUGUACACAUUGCAGAGUGGUUUUGUAAUCAAGAGAGUGUUGAUUUCUGGUCUUUUUUCAGUGCAUUGGCCGAGAAACAUUACCACCUCCUCCAGAUGCACGUCAUUCAGUCACUUUAUGAGGAGGUUGUCCAUGAGAUAUUGAAGCAGGGGAAGAUGGUAAAGAAAGGCCACAAAGUUCAGACGUGGAAAGAAAGAUGGUUUGUUUUAACAAGCACUAACCUCAUCUAUUACGAGUCACUGGAAAACAGAAUACAAAAAGGUUUCAUCACAAUUAAUUUAAACACAAAGGUCGACACCUUGCCAGCUGCUAAAGGCCGCAACUACUUGUUUCAAGUUAUUGACGGCAUCACGCAAAGACCGUAUCACAUCUGUGCUCCUGAUCCACAGAUGCAGAAGGAUUGGAUAGAAGCCAUCAAAGUGGUCGUUGCUGCCCAGUCAGAGAGGGGCAGGAACCUAGUCCAUAGGCUAACAAUAUCUCGUUCUAAGUUAUUUCCAGAGUCUUCUUCUAGACUGCCAGCAUAUAGUUCAGUCCAGGCUACAGAUUACAAUGAUGGAGUAUAUAGGACAGUCAAACCCACUGCCCUACCACCUGCCAAUCACCAACAGCAGCAACACAAUGGUGCCACUUCUCCUGUUUCUGUUCCUUCCUCUUCUACCCAGCCUGAUUCCUUCUCUUCUCCUACUACUCCUCCAACUGUCCCAUCUCCUACUGAUCCUCCAUACACUGUUGGUAAUAAGAAGCGUGGUCCACCUAUAGUGCCCUAUCAUAAAGUUAGUACGGGGACGUUGGAGACAGAUUUUUCAGACGGAAGUGCUAAUUAUUCGUUAAUAGAAAUGGGCAAUAUUGAGGGCAGUGAUCAGGCUCCUCCCCCUCCUGUUCCCAAGUCGAGGGAACCACCCAAACCAUCAACUGAUAGACAGCCACCACUGGUCCACAAGACCAGUGCCUCUAAAAUUGAACACGUCACAGCUGGUGGGUAUGAUUAUGCGUUAGUCGAUAAAAUUCUUGAUGAUAUUGAUGAUGAUAAUAAAAAUGAUGAAACUCCACCUCCUCCAGUACCGAAAUCAAAGGGGCAGUCCUCAGUCCAGCCUUAUCAUCGUCAUGAUAAUGAAACUCCGCCCCCUCCAGUCCCCAAGCAAAAAGAACCAUUGUCGCCAUCAAAGUCCUUGGCGAGUGGUAGACCAGUACUCCCUCGUAAAGUGAGCGUUGAACAUGUUACAGCUGGUGGAUAUGAUUACGCAAUAGUUGAUAAAGUUUUGGAUAAUGAAGAUGACGAUGAGGACACUCAGACUCCGCCUCCUCCAGUUCCUAAAGGUGCUAAAGUAUUACCGUCUCUUCCUUUAGCUAGCAAUGGUUCCCCUCAACACAAUCCUUUCGUUAAACCACGUGGGGUUCACUCAGAAGGCAUCAGACAGCAACCAUCAAACGAUUUCGAUAACAGGAUUCCUGUUUUCUCUCCUUCAAAGAGCGGUCAACCAUUACUACCAGCGUCUGGAGCACCUGCUCCUAAACCAAGGAACAAGAUACCUUUAGGUGCCACAAAGAGCGUACCAAUUGCUACUUUUAUUGGGGAUAGCUCUGGUAGCUAUGCCCAGCUCUCCUUUAGUAACACAUCGACUGAUGAGACUGAUAAACCGUUAGAUGAUAACACUAGAGGUAAUGGAGGAUUAAGAGGACACCCUCUUCAGCAGCAGCAGCUGCCACAGCAACCUCCUCCUGUCAAGCCUUCAAUUGCACGGACCAAGUUUGAUUACAGCGACGUCAUAAUGUCACCUGUUGCUAGCAAAGACGUCGAUAAAGCUUUAGAACUAAAAGCUAAAAAACCUCCUCCUUCGAUGCCUGCUAGAUACGAUCCUAACUCUAAGAAAAUGAAUCCUUCGACUUCAGCUGGAGCCCUUCCAUUAAACACUAGCACUGAGCCAGCAAUUGUUGACGGAGUACCUCAUCCUUACCAGAAUAUACGCUACACUGGUGAGCCGGAGUCCCAAUCCUCUCACUCGUAUCAGAACGUACAUUACAAUCCACCAGCUGGUAGUGGUGAAGCACCUCCGCCCCCUGUCCCUCAAAGAUUGGAAUCAAAUCGUGGCGACCUUCAGCUAACAGGACCUGUACCACCUCCAAGGUCACCUAGAAGACCGGAUUUUUCUUCAAAUAAUGUUUUUCCUCCUCUCCCUCCUCGUUAGCUAGUGUGACACGAGAGUUUUUGUUGAUCUUCGAUAUUUUAUUUUUAAAUUGAGCACUUUUGUUUUUAAGACUCUUGAUUUUUAAAUCAGUGGCAAUUUUUAUCAUAGAUGUACAAUGAUAAUACUAAUAAUUUCUGUAGUAAUAUUAUUAUUGUUUUUAAUAUUAUUAUUUUUAUUGUUUUUAAAUACAUUUUAAACUUAUAGUUACUUGAAAGUGAGACAUUUUAAGAUUCUCAAUAUAGCUUUAUUAAUCAAAACAACAAUGAUA
Molecule: messenger RNA, 3169 nt
Organism: Amphimedon queenslandica
Lineage: Eukaryota; Metazoa; Porifera; Demospongiae; Haplosclerida; Niphatidae
Product: leucine-rich repeat extensin-like protein 5
Exons: 5
Coding region: 211-2901 (896 amino acids)
Source: RefSeq, a predicted model, not a curated record